Molecule: messenger RNA, 1128 nt
Organism: Trematomus bernacchii (emerald rockcod)
Lineage: Eukaryota; Metazoa; Chordata; Actinopteri; Perciformes; Nototheniidae
Product: gap junction alpha-3 protein-like
Exons: 5
Biological process (GO): cell communication
Cellular component (GO): connexin complex
Source: RefSeq, a predicted model, not a curated record
AUGGGGGACUGGAGCUUUCUGGGGCGGCUGCUGGAGAAUGCUCAAGAACACUCCACUGUGAUUGGAAAGGUUUGGCUUACCGUCCUCUUCAUCUUCCGCAUCUUGGUUCUGGGCGCAGCAGCCGAAGAGGUUUGGGGCGACGAGCAGUCGGACUUUACUUGUAACACGCAGCAGCCCGGUUGCGAGAACGUCUGCUACGACGAGGCCUUCCCCAUCUCCCACAUCCGCUUCUGGGUGCUGCAGAUCAUCUUUGUCUCCACGCCCACCCUCAUAUACCUGGGCCAUGUGCUGCACAUAGUCCGCAUGGAGGAGAAGAGGAGGGAGAGAGAGGAGGAGCUCAGAAAGGCCGGGCGGCACCAGGAGGACAACGACCCGCUCUAUCACAAUGGAGUCGGUAACGGAGGAGGAGGUGGUGGGAAGAAGGAGAAGCCGCCUAUUCGUGACGAGCACGGCAAGAUCCGUAUCCGCGGGGCGUUACUGAGGACCUACAUCUUCAACAUCAUCUUCAAGACUCUGUUUGAGGUGGGCUUCAUCCUGGGACAGUACUUCCUCUAUGGCUUCCACCUGAGGCCGCUCUAUAAAUGUGGCCGCUGGCCCUGCCCCAAUACGGUGGACUGCUUCAUCUCCAGGCCCACUGAAAAGACAAUCUUCAUCAUCUUCAUGUUGGUGGUUGCCUGCGUGUCUCUGCUCCUCAACCUGUUGGAGAUAUACCACCUGGGCUGGAAGAAGGUCAAGCAGGGGGUCAGCAGGCGGAGCCUACAGUCCAGCUGAAGCCUCCCCUGCAGUGAUGUCUGUGCCCGCAGCACUAAAGAUGGACGAGUUCCACCCAGACGACUUCCUGUUGGAGGCCCUGCCCACUUCCUUUUACGGCGAGAGGGGGAGUAUGGGGAGGAACACUCUGAGUUUCCUACACUUCCUCGUCACACCCCUCUCUCCCCCCUUGCACCGGAGGAGGUGGUGGAUGAAGAAACUACAUCGCCUCGAAUGGGCCUACAUGACGACUUCACCGUGGUAACCAGGGCGGAGAUGCACCCGCCUCCUGCUUCUCCCGCGCCGAACAUCCGGAAGCCGAGUCGGGCCUUCAGGAGCGGCGGCGUCCGAGCUCGUCCCGACGACUUGGCAGUGUAG